This is a messenger RNA of Girardinichthys multiradiatus, 2652 nucleotides long. It is a transcript of the gene atg16l1, whose product is annotated as ATG16 autophagy related 16-like 1 (S. cerevisiae). The transcript has 20 exons. Gene Ontology annotation, biological process: autophagosome assembly; negative stranded viral RNA replication. Gene Ontology annotation, cellular component: autophagosome membrane. The record is from RefSeq and is a predicted model, not a curated record. Gene Ontology annotation, molecular function: protein binding. Lineage: Eukaryota; Metazoa; Chordata; Actinopteri; Cyprinodontiformes; Goodeidae. The coding region runs from base 542 to 2377 and encodes 611 amino acids.
CUCGCUGAGCUCUGCAGCUAGCAUGAUGCUAACGUGUUGAGUCACUGUGAUUCGCCGGGAAUUUAACGGGAAUCUGGUCCGAACCGAACUGCGGUUCUCCUGUUGUUUCUGUCUGACCAAAACAAACCGAUUCGGUCCACCUGACUCUAUCACAUGAGGCUGUUCCAAUUUGUUAGACGCCAAUUGCAGGUCACCUGCUUCUGGUUUCGGUUCUGGCUUGGUUUCCGCUGGUCAGUUGAGCUCCACCUGAUUAAACACGUGUUUCUCAGUAGAAAUGCUUAUAUGAAGAUGUUAAUGAGCGCAGAACCUCUCGGCCUCCGUAGUUUCCUCUGAGGAAAAUCAUAACAUGUAUAAAGGGAAUCAAUUUGUUUACAUAUUUAAUCAAUAAUUGGGUCUUGAACCAUCCAUGUGGUUACUGGAUCGGCCCUGCUAGACUGUGGUCCAGUUCAGGAUAACCAGUUCCUACCUGGGUCUGUUACCAUGGUACCCUCAUUGUAGCAGCUUCCUGGACAGUGACGUAGCAGCUGAUUCUGGCUGAUGCAUGAACAGAGAGGUGGUGAUGGCAGAACGGCGGGCUGAGUGUACUUGGAAGAGACACAUCUCAGAGCAGCUGAAGCUCAGAGACCGAGUUCAGAGACAGACCUUCGAGGAGAUCGUCCACCAAUACCAUCGUCUCUUGGAGAAGUCCGACCUACAGACCGUCCUCACUGAAAGAUAUCAGACGGACAAAUAUGAUGUCCAGAGGGGACACGAGGCCAGCUCCCUGGACUCAUCCCGCAGUGACUCCCUGCAGCAGGAGAUGGCUCAGAUGAGGAUUCGCCAUCAGGAGGAGCUGACCGAGCUGCACAAGAAACGAGGAGAGCUUGCUCAGACUGUGAUCGAACUCAACAACCAAAUCCAGCAGAAGGAUCGAGAGAUCCAGAACAACGAGGCCAGGAUGUUGGAGUAUCAGCAGCAGAUCGGCAGCCUGGAGGGAGACUGUCGGGAGCUGAGGAGCAGCCUGCAGGAGCUGGAGCUGGCCAAUCAGACACUGAAGGACGAGUAUGAUGCCCUGCAGAUCACCUUCUCCGCCCUGGAGGAGAAACUGAGGAAGACCACUGUGGACAACCAGGAGCUGGUGUCCCGCUGGAUGGCCGAGAAGGCUGUUGAGGCCAACCGGCUCAACGCAGAGAACGAGAAGGACACCAGGCGCAGACAAGCCAAACUGCAGAAGGAGCUGGCAGACGCCGCCAAGGAGCCGCUGCCCAUCGAACAGGAUGAGGACAUUGAUGUGCUGGCUGAUGAUGGAGGAAAGGGAGCAGGGGAGACAUCCCCAAACCGACCAAUCAGCAGAACGCCCAGCAGGAAAACAUCCCAGCAGCCUCCUGGUGGUCUGCUUGACUCCUUCUCCAGCAUCUUUGGCAGGCGUCGUUCAGCCAACUCCUUCGGCACGUCUCCUGAAACCACAGAGACUCCUUCAGGAGGGUGUGCUGAAGUUCGGGUGCCGUCCACAGCGCUGCAUGUCUUUGAAGCCCACGAUGGAGAGGUGAACACUGUUAGAUUCAGCCCCGGCUCCCGGCUCCUUGCAACCGGAGGGAUGGACCGCAGGGUGAAGUUGUGGGAGGUGGUCGCAGGUCGCUGUGAGGCUAAAGGAGCUCUGACCGGCAGCAACGCAGGGAUCACCAGCAUCGAGUUCGACGCCGCUGGCUCCUACCUCCUCGCUGCCUCCAAUGACUUCGCCAGUCGAAUCUGGACUGUGGACGACUACAGACUGAGGCACACUUUGACGGGUCACAGCGGGAAGGUGCUGUCAGCUCGCUUCCUUUUGGACAACGCCCGCAUUGUGUCUGGGAGCUACGACCGCACGCUCAAACUGUGGGACCUGCGCAGCAAAGUCUGUAUGAAGACGGUCUUUGCCGGCUCCAGCUGCAAUGACAUUGUGUGCACGGAGCAGUGUGUCAUGAGCGGCCACUUCGAUAAGAAAAUCCGAUUCUGGGACAUCAGGGCGGAGAGCAUCGUGCAGGAGAUGGAGCUGCUGGGUCGGGUCACGUCUCUGGACCUGAACCACGACCGCAGUGAGCUGCUGACCUGCUCUAGAGACGAUGUGCUGAAGAUCAUCGACCUACGCAGCAACGCCAUCCGACAGACUUUCAGUGCCCAGGGCUUCAAGUGUGGAGCUGAUUGGACCAGAGUUACCUUCAGUCCUGAUGGCAGCUAUGUGGCCGGAGGGUCAGCAGAUGGUGCUCUGUACAUCUGGAACGUACUGACAGGGAAAUUGGACCGAACUCUGGACCGAAACCACAGCUCUGCCAUCAACUCAGUGUCAUGGUCGCCGUCAGGAACGUUUGUCGCCAGCGUGGAGAAGAGCAGCAGAGCCAUCCUGUGGUCUGACAUAUGAUUGGCUGGAGCUCAGGGGGUGGAGCCAUCAUGGUCAGUUGCUGGUGGACUCGUAUUCAUCACUGCAUGUGAUGAAGCUGCUGUGGACCUUUUAAUGAUGUUCAGUCGUUUCAACUGACAGAAGAAGAGCUGGCUCUGGCUCCACCUGCUGGUUAAUGGUUGUAUGGACAGCUACUAGCUGAGUGUGAUGAAGUCUGAGGAAGAGGAGAGGACUGGUUGGUUUGAAAUGGGAAGUUCUUCACACUGAAAGAUGAAGAUUAAAGACUCUGAGAGUGA